This is a messenger RNA of Rhipicephalus sanguineus (brown dog tick), 522 nucleotides long. Its product is annotated as zinc finger protein 64-like. The transcript is spliced from 2 exons. The record is from RefSeq and is a predicted model, not a curated record. Bases 1 to 522 code for a protein of 173 amino acids. Gene Ontology annotation, biological process: regulation of DNA-templated transcription. Gene Ontology annotation, molecular function: RNA polymerase II cis-regulatory region sequence-specific DNA binding; DNA-binding transcription factor activity, RNA polymerase II-specific. Lineage: Eukaryota; Metazoa; Arthropoda; Arachnida; Ixodida; Ixodidae.
AUGGGCACAUUGAACAAUCACCUGCGCAUCCACACUGGUCAUAAAUGUCAGAUGUGCCCUCAGAUCUUCUCCAAGAAGGCCGAACUGAAGAUGCACAUGCGCGUCCACGGAGAUUCGGGGUCCUUCGUCCUUCCGGCAACUGUGGAUGCCAAGAAGUAUCCUCGGCGACGCCACCACCAGUGUAACUUCUGCGACUAUAAGAGUAAAUAUGUGUCGCAUCUGAAACGACACAUUCGGGUUCAUACAGAUGAGCGGCCAUUUCACUGCCAUUUGUGCCCUCAGAGCUUUAAAUGUAGGUACGUGUUGAAUGUUCACCUGCGCACCCACACCGGCGAGCGGCCAUAUAAGUGCGAGCUGUGCUCCCAGCGGUUCUCCCAGUUGGGCACACUGAGUAAUCACCUGCGCAUCCACUCCGGUGGGCGGCCGCACAAAUGUCGCCUGUGCCCUCAGAGCUUCGCCAAAAAGACCGAACUGAAGGAGCACAUGUACAUCCACAGAGGCGAGCUGCCGUAUCAGCCGUAG